This is a messenger RNA of Plectropomus leopardus (leopard coralgrouper), 3468 nucleotides long. RefSeq names its product protein-glutamine gamma-glutamyltransferase K-like. Gene Ontology annotation, molecular function: protein-glutamine gamma-glutamyltransferase activity. NCBI's taxonomy places the organism in Eukaryota, Metazoa, Chordata, Actinopteri, Perciformes, Serranidae. The record is from RefSeq and is a predicted model, not a curated record. Gene Ontology annotation, biological process: peptide cross-linking.
GGAAGGGAAGGAGAGGUUACAAUGAAGUGACAGCUUUGGGAAAGAAGCUAUUUUUUGAGUGUUUGUCCUGAAUUUAAUUGCUCUGCAUCUCCUACCAGAGGAAAGAGGAGGAAACAGGCCAUGCCCAGGGUGGACUGAGUCCUAGACACUCAGUAUAGAUACAUUUCUCUCAACAUUUGUCAUAAAUUUGUUGAAAUCAGUCUCCUUUUCCAAGAUGAUCCAUCCACCUAACAGCUGUGGCAUAUCAAGAUGCUGAUUACACAGCAUCGUUUCAUCACAGGUGUGCAUGGGGCUUCAAUUAGGAUUUCAUAUGACUAAUGCUGCAGAAAUGUAUUUUUUAGUCACAGAUACCACAAAGAAUUAGUCAGUAUGUGCAUGAAAACCAUUUGGCUCAUGCAGUGCAACAUAUCUUUACAGAAGGUUGAUCAGAUCAUUGAUUGUGGCCUGUGGACUGUUGGCCGAACUCUCUUCAAUGGCUGUGCAGAGUUGCUGGAUAUUGGCAGGAGUUUAAGCACGCUGUUGCACAAACUAAUCCAGAGAAUCGCAAACAGGCUCAGUGGGUGACAUGUCUGGAUGCCUGUCGAGACACUAUCAAUCAGAAACAGAUCUGCAGUGGGUCGGUUUCCAUCCGUCACUCUCGGCUUUGGGGAGGACACAGAGGAAGAAAAAGAAGAGCCAGAGGAGAACAAUGCUGAGAAAGAAAAUGCUUGUCGGAGGUGGCUGCGUAAGGUCUGCCCAUGCUGCUGUCCAAAGCCAAAUGAUGAUGACAUUACAGACACUUUGAUGACAGGGAUUGAUGAGCCGGAAAAGGAGGACGGGAUAAAUGGGGAGAAGCCCGGUGACAGUGAGCUUGAUGAGCUCCUCCUGAAAGUGCAAUCGAUAGACCUGAUGAAAAGCAAAUCAGGGGAGAACCGCACCGAGCACCACACAGACCUCUACCAAAGUGAUGAUUUUAUUAUUCGCAGAGGGCAGAAUUUCCAGAUGUGGAUUACUCUGUCUCGACCUUUUAGCCCAACAAAUGACAAGCUUCACCUUGAGCUUAAAACAGGACCACAGCCAACAGUGUCAAAGGGAACCCACGUAAUCAUCCCUCUGGUGGAGGAGCUGGAGGACGAUCGCUGGGAGGCUGCUGUUGUGAAACAAGACGACAAAAGAAUAAAGCUGUCAGUGAACUCCUCUCCCACGGCGGUCAUCGGCCGAUAUCAGCUCAUAGUGGAAACAACCUCUACACACGGCCAGUUUGUUUCCAAACAUAAUCCAGCCAAUGACAUCUACCUGUUGUUUAAUCCCUGGUGUGAAGAUGACACAGUGUUCAUGGAUAACGAAGACGAGAGGCAGGAAUAUGUCCUGAAUGAUGUCGGAAUAAUCUACCACGGCACACAGGACCAAAUUGCAGAGCGGACAUGGAACUAUGGACAGUUUGAUGAUGGGAUUCUUGCUGUCUGUCUGUUUGUCCUGGAGAAGAGUGGGACUCCUCCGUCUGGUUGGGGCGACCCGGUUAAUGUGGUGCGAGUAAUCUCAGCUAUGAUCAACUCGUUUGAUGACCGUGGUGUCCUGGAGGGAGACUGGUCAGGGGACUACUGGGGUGGAACCAAUCCAUCAUUUUGGAGUGGAAGUGUGGAAAUCCUGAAGGAAUACCAUGAAAACGGGGGACACCCCGUUAAGUAUGGCCAGUGUUGGGUCUUUGCUGGUGUCGUCACUACAGUGUUACGGUGUUUAGGCAUCCCCAAUCGCACUGUGACCAACUACUGCUCGGCUCAUGACACAGACGUCUCCUUGACAACAGACAUAUAUUUGGACGAGAACCUGGAGCCUAUAGAUAACCUCAAUACUGACUCGAUCUGGAAUUUUCAUGUGUGGAACGACUGCUGGAUGGCUCGUCCUGACUUGCCUGCAGGCAACGGAGGCUGGCAAGCUGUCGACGCAACGCCUCAAGAGACCAGUCAGGGCACCUUCCGCUGUGGCCCAGCUUCUCUCACCGCUGUCCGCAACGGCCAGGUCUACCUCAAGCAUGACGCUCAGUUUGUGUUUGCAGAGGUAAACAGUGAUAAAAUCUACUGGCAGAAGAACAUCGAUGGGACCUUCAGUCAAAUCUACAGUGAGAAAAAGACGGUGGGCCACUACAUCAGCACAAAGGCGGUCGGCUCUGAUGAACGCAAUGAUAUCACACACCUUUACAAACACCCCGAAGGCUCAGAGGCAGAGCGCAUUGCUGUGGAAACAGCAUGCAGCUACGGCUCCAAAGCAGAGGCCUACUCCCCUCCCACAGCAGAGGACAUCUCUGUGGAAGUGACCAUGGAUGGUGAUGGUCCUGAAAUGGGAAAAAAUGCAGAGCUGGACAUCAUUUUGCGAAACAGCAGCUCAGAGGAACGCAAGCUCAUCCUGCACAGCCAGGUGGCAGUCAUGUACUACACCGGUGUCCACAAGGCUACAGUCAGAAAGGACACAGCAGACGUAGAUCUGCUGCCCAAUGAGGUAAAGACUGUGGGGUGGACCCUCUUGUACGAAGACUACAAGGACCAGUUGAUAGACCAGGCCGCCCUGAUGCUGACACUGGCGGGCAGGGUCAAAGAAACACAGCAGGUCCUCGCCACUCAGUUCAGCUUCCGGCUCAGGACCCCAGACAUCACCUUAAAGCCGAUCGGGAAGGCCGUGGUCGGAGAGAAGAUGGCCGUAGAGAUUUCAUUUACUAACCCACUACCACGAGUGCUGAAAGCCGUGAUGUUCCACGUGGAAGGACUGGGCCUCCUACCUGCUCGAAAGAUUCAUUAUGGAGAUAUUGGCAGUCGUGCCUCAGUGUCUCUGACUGAGCACUUUGUCCCCACCCUGCCGGGACCGAGGAAAUUACUGGCUACAUUAGACUGCAAGCAGCUCACACAGGUUGACGGUGUGACUGACAUCAUUGUGAAUGAGAAAAUCAACGAUGCUCUAUAGCCAAUUGAUAACAGAGACAUUUUGACACUGAAUCUUUCUUAGAGGUCUAUUUAAAAUCUAAUUUCUAUGGAAAGAUAGUGUUCAAUUUUGAAACUGUAUAACUCUGCAGUGCUGCUUUUUUUUGCUUUGGAAUUUCAAAAUGACCGAUGACCAAGGAGAGACAAUUAACCACGAAACAUUUAAGAAAAAAUGUGGAGUUUGUGGAACAGAACUUUCUAGAUUUUAUAAAAACCAGUAUUGACUUACACCAAACUCAUUACAUUUUAAUGUAACCCCACAGCUUGGACAGUGGGCAGCUUAAAUAAAAGAAAUGUACUUUUGUAAAGACAGGCUCUACACUGAGGUCAUGUUUUGUAUUUAUAUUAAUACAAUAUAUUUAUUUUAAACAUUGCCAUGUGCUGACAGAAAGAAUUGUUUUAUUUAAAUAUCUAAAUACUGCUGCAAAUGAUCUUAUAUUAUUAGAACAAAAAUAAUUCAAAAUGCAUCCUAGAGUCUGCUGGCUUGUUGUGACAUUACAAAACAGUUUGUUUCUGA